Messenger RNA from Funneliformis mosseae, 972 nucleotides. The record is from the annotation of a GenBank genome assembly. NCBI's taxonomy places the organism in Eukaryota, Fungi, Glomeromycota, Glomeromycetes, Glomerales, Glomeraceae.
AUGAAAGAUUGGUUAAAUUUCUUUGGUUGGGUAUUUCUCCCUAAUUUAAUUACAAAUUGGAUUCAAAGUACAUAUUAUAGAAUAGUGUAUCCAGCUGGAGCGAAUAUACCAAAACGUGGACAACCAAAAUAUGCAUUACAUCGCAAAAGAAUUUACAUAUUUGUCGUAUUGGCCUAUUUAUUUUAUACAAUUGUUGAAGUAAUUUAUUCCUUACCGCCAAAUUAUUAUAAUACGCUUGAGGUUAAUCAAGAUUUCACCAUUAAAGAACUUAAAACAAAUUUGAGAAAACUUCAACUAAUAUAUCAUCCCGAUCGAAAUUCAGGAAAACAUACCGAGGCGGAUUUUAUAUAUUUGCGUACUGCCUUUAACACACUAAAUAAUCCUACAAAGCGAUUUGCGUAUGAUAGUACAUGGAAUCAAUGUAAAACUAUUCGAGAUUACCUUUCAGUUGGAAGAAAUAAUUUUUUAGGAUUUUAUUUAGGAACGGGACUCCUUUUAAUUAUCAUAAACAUAUUAGGAAAAGGAGAAUUUGGGAAAUAUUGGAGAUUUGUGGUAUUUUUUGGUAUGGCAUGUAUUGAGGGUUCAUUAAUUUUAUAUCCAAAACCUUCAGCUUUUGUAACGUAUAUAACGAGAAAUUAUGUAAUCUUUGAAAAGAUUACAAUAUUUCGACAACUAUUUAUUUCACUCUUUAUUGCACUUUCACAAGUUGGACCUGUAUUAUUUCCUCCGCAAAAAGCAGAAAAUUUACGUCCAGUUCUACAACACCUUGAAAUUUUAAGUAAUGUUGCCCAUGAAGAUGUUUUAAGUCAACUCAAAUUAGGAUUUUAUCCUUUUCGAAAUGAUCAAAAUGCUCAAGUUGAAUUAAAAAGAAAAAUGGAAAAAUUGAUGGUGGAUAAUUAUUUACGUCAAAGGGAUCCUGAAUUUAGUCAAAUUCAUCAACGUAUCAUAUCUAGUCGUGAAAAAAACAAAUGA